UUCAGUUCGAGAGCUCGCAAAGUAAAGCCGUUCGCAUUCAUUCGCGCCAGAAUGUUUCAACUGUUGCUCGUUUUUGUACUUUUCACCGGCAUCGCCUAUUACGUUACGUUCCGUCGAUCUCGAAAGCGUCUCUACGAGCUAGCUGCCACAUUUCCAGCCCCUUUCGACUUACCUCUGAUCGGUAGUACCUACAUAGGCUAUGGGCUUAACUCCACGGGGAUAGUCGAAUAUCUUAUGCCGUAUCUGCACACCUUGAAGACGCCAAUCCGCGCCUGGAUGGGCCCAUUUUUGGGUCUCGUGUUUGACCAGCCGGACCACCUGGCAGUGAUUUUGAACUCGCCAAAUUGUGUUGAAAAAUCCGUGUUUCAAAGUUUCUUCCGGUUUGAGAAGGGCCUGCUGAAUGUUGAGCAUCACCUAUGGAGACCCCUACGGAAGCAGCUUGGACCACCGCUUUCCGGCAAAGUGGUGGGCACUUUCGUCCCGAAAUUUAACACCGAAUCCGACAAGUUAGUGCAAUAUUUGGAUCAAUUCGUCGGGAAAGGCGCAAUCAAUUUACUACCGAAAGUCGCCGCCUAUUCUAUGGCGGGCGCGCUGGUUAAUUUGUUCGAUGUGGACAUUUACGUUGAUGAUUUUAGCUUUAUGGAAGAGUUUGCAGACAAUACGGAAAAAAUGUGGAUCAUCAUGAUGAGCCGGGUGUACAAACCCUGGUUGUAUCCGGAAUUUAUUUAUCGGUUGACGUCUUCGUACAAGGAAGAGACUCAAAGAAUGGCUAGGUUGCGAGCACUGUCACAAGAGAUCUGCGAUGCUCGAAAAGAAAAACAAGGAAAGCAAUCGCCCAAAGACGACCAUGCCACUAGCCGCGAGAUUCUAAUCGAACGUUUGGAGCGUAUCGCUUUCAACACGGAGGAAAUAGACCAGGAAACAUUGAUGGCCAAUAUCGAUACGUUUAUGUUUGCUUCAAUGGACACCACCUCCAACACGAUUGCCCACACCUUGCUGAUGAUGGCCAUUCAUCCAGAAGUGCAGGAACGAGUCUACCGAGAAGUAACCCAUGUUGUCCCAGGCGGUCAAGUCACGCUGGAAGAUCUCCCAAAUCUAGUUUAUCUGGAUCAGGUCAUCAAGGAAUCGUUGCGAAUUAUCCCCGUUGCCGCUCUAUUGAAUCGCACUUGUGUGAAGGAAUUGCAGGUCGACCGGUGGACCAUUCCGGCUGGAGCCACGAUUGCCAUUCCGGUUCUGAAACUGAACCGCGAUCGAGCUAUUUGGGGAGAGCGUUCGGAUGAGUUCGAUCCGGACAAUUUUCUGCCGGAGAGAUGCGCCAAAAGGCAUCCGUACGCGUACAUUCCAUUUGGCGGUGGAGGCCGAAACUGCAUCGGAAUACGAUACGCGUGGAUUUCAAUGAAGGUGCUUCUUGUCAAGUUGGUCAAACAAUAUCGGUUCGAGACGGAUUUGAAGCUGAGCGAACUCAAACUAGAAGCUUCUUUUAUUCUACUAUUGGCUAAUAAGCAUAUGAUGCGGAUUAAAAGACGAUAAAUUGGAAAAUUGGUAACUAUUUAAUUCAUAUUGAUCAAAAUAAAGAAUAAAGAAUCAAUCACAUCCAUAAUUAAAGAUUAAACUUGUUUA
This is a messenger RNA of Armigeres subalbatus, 1620 nucleotides long. RefSeq names its product probable cytochrome P450 313a2. Gene Ontology annotation, molecular function: heme binding; monooxygenase activity; iron ion binding. NCBI's taxonomy places the organism in Eukaryota, Metazoa, Arthropoda, Insecta, Diptera, Culicidae. The transcript has 3 exons. The coding region runs from base 52 to 1530 and encodes 492 amino acids. The record is from RefSeq and is a predicted model, not a curated record.